UGUUUUGUUGGGAUAGGCGAGUGUCAAGGGCAUAGAAAACGUACGUACAUCUUAUCUUCGGAACUCUUGUACCAGCAUCUUGUCCAGCUAUGCUAACCAUAUUCAACAAGUAUGUGCACACACACGCACACAUAUAUGCCCCCACCACCACCAACAACAACAACACCCAAAAACCGCCACUACAUCCAGCACCUAUUAACUCUUCAGCCACUCUGUUAUCUCACUUCCACUUUUAAUUCCUAUCUUCACAGUGACUAUCUCCAACGUCACACAACCCUCUUCCACCACCACCACCACCACCACCAUCGACUAAUAAACCGACCAUCAUCACUGCUUCCACCACCGCCACUUUCAACACCACUACCAUCUCCGCCUGUGCUUCUGUAAACUAUAUUAGCCAGAUACUUUCACAGACUUAUUUGCUUUCGCUCAUUCAUUCAAUAUACACUUUUACUGGGUUUUUUUUUAAAAAAGAAAGAAAAGAAAAUUUACGUAUCUAUCAUUCACGUACCUCUUCAUCUAUCUAUCUAUCUAUCUAUCUAUCAUCUGUCUGUCUGUCUGUCUAUCUCUCUCUUUCUCUGUCUCUCUUCCCUGUUUACUUAUAAUUAUACUUACUCCAAAACUGCUAUCCCAUGACAAUUAUCACCACUAGUAACACUACAAAUACUCAAGAUGUCUCUUCAAAGUUUUAAACAACUUUUGACCUGGUAAAAAACAAAAAAAAAAAAAGAAGAAAAACUCAUCCACACUCACAGUCAUCGCCAACACUUUUCGCAUCAUUCAAAAAGACAAAAACAAACUACUAAAAGUCAUAUGUGAUAACAAGGUUGGAGUUUACAGUUACGAUUAACAACAGCAGUAGAAAUCGUCGUUACCAUCAUUAUUAUCAAAUAUUUAAAUGAUAACAAUAACAACAACACCGUGAAUCGUGCCAAGUGUUUCGGUCGAUUGCGUAUAACAGGACUACUAAGAGCUAACCACAACAGUUACAGCUACAAUAUCAGUAAGAACAACAACAAGUACUACAUCGAAUCAACUAGGGAGCUGCUACGUAGUUGUUCGCCCGAUCUGCUAGAAAUAGCAGCCACAUUUUCUGUAAAUUUUCUCAGUUUGGGAUGACCUGAGUCUAAAAAGAAACAGGCCGUCACCACAUCUACCAACAAGAAAUCAGCAUCAUUUGAACUUAGAGACAGCAAAAGUAGCAUAAAGUAUUUUUUUUUCGAUGCUAUACUCAUUCCAUCACUUUUAAGCAAGAACGUCAGUAGCAACAACGUUGAUUAAUUAAAAAAAUAUCAGAGAUGUUCUUCCUUUCUCUGGCAGGAAUAUAAUCGAUAAUCGAUAAUUACAUCGAUGAUCUGAAUUCCCACUUCUCUUAAGUUAAAAUAUUUGAUUAGUAUUUAUUUUAUCAAUAAACCCGUUCCUCUCUGGACGAUUAAAUUGAUGAACAAAGAACAUAAACAGGAACGUAACUAUAUACCCCAAAAGAACAUUUGAACCAGCAUUCACCCGAUUCUACCAAACCAUCACCCUUAUCACCACGAAAUAACAGAAUCGAUAAUCAAUGUUUUAAAUAUUUAUUUCCAAGACAAGUAAACCGAAAAUUUUAGGGAAACGGUAUUUGACUGGUAACCUUAUCAUUCUCAUACAAAAAUGGAAAGCUAAAACGAAAAAAAAAAAACGGUGGGAUUUUGAACGUUGAACGUGUAAAGGGGUAAACUACGACUGUACGGUGAUUUUGUCCAACCCUGGAAGAACAAUGCAGCACGCUUGACAGAGCAAAAGGCUUGAAAUUUAAGAAUUUGGUGUACAACAAACUUCGGAGGAAGGAAAGACAAAGUCGAUCACAACGGGAUUUAAACACAAAAACAUAAAGGCACGCUAUUAAAUAUUAUAAGGCCUCAAAUUUGGGAGGAAAGGCAUAGACAGUUACAUCAACCUCAAAACUUCGAUAAGGUAAAGUUAAACUCGGCUGGAUUUGAACUGAGAACGGAGAGAGGACUGUAAAUUAACUAGGUACCGCAGGGCCUUUUGUCCAUCACUGUUACUCUGACUUUGCUGUUAAUCUUAAUCAUAAAAUAUUAGCAACUACUGAAACAAAAUUAACAAUAACAAAAGGAAAAAAAAAGUAAGAAGAAAUAAAUUAAGAAGCUAUAAAAAAAAAUAAUAAAAUCACCGUUAUCAACAAAUAUUUCCAACUGGCUUCAUCACUGCCACCAGCGCCACCUAUCGGUUCUUCACGACUGCUGUGGUCAUCUCAUGGGAUGCAGAAAAAAAGCGUUACCACCAUGGAGGAGAUACUGCAACCGCACAGCCACAGCAGUAAGGAAGUUAACUUAAUUGUGCUGGGGUCUCCAGGUGUCGGCAAAUCAGCAAUUUUGGUGCGAUAUCUUACGAAGCGAUUCAUUGGGGACUACCAUCCUUUGCUUGAGACCGUUUCCAGUCACAGCACAGUUGUGGACGACAAAACUGUUUUGGUUCAUAUCAGAGACACAGCUUGGAAGGCUAUUGACAGUCAACAGCGAGAGAACCACUUAUCGUGGGCUGAUGGGAUUAUGAUUGUUUACUCAAUCAUGGAUCGAGAAAGCUUCGAAUCAUGUAAGAAACUCGUGGACAAGGUAUUACAACUGUGUGACGAAGCAACACCAAUUUCUGUCAUAGGCAACAAAGCCGAUAUGUUACAUAUGAGACAAGUACAAUUCGAAGAAGGUUUAGCUUUUUGCCGUAAUAGGAAUCUUCUGUUUUCUGAAGUAUCUGCUGGGGAUAGUUACGACAGUGUAGAAAAGGCUGUGAGGACUUUGAUUCAAGAGGUUCGACAUUGUCGAAAGAAAAAGGAAAAGUCAAAAAAUUCAGAAGGUGGUUUAAAAUUGGAUAUACGACAAUCUCUAAAAAAUUUCACCGAGAAACGUCUUCAAAUUCGCCAUCGAACAUCGACCUUGUAAUGCAGACAAUUACGAUGUGGAAUGUAAAAGCUGUCGUUUGCUUUGCAGAAACUUACGUCAUGAUAAAUCCUAACUGGCUUCAUUUUUGCACGUUUGUUACUUGAGAAGACGCAUAUUUUUUAAUAUUUUAUCUUAAUGUUUUUUUUAUUUGUUAUUAUCUGUUAAAAGAAGUAAAAUUGAGAUGUGUUUUAUGUCAAAUAUUUUACAUAACAGAUUAUGUGGGUUGAGUGAGUAUCGGAAAGCCAGCAGAUAGUCUAAAACAAAGUUCUCAGAAAUGCCUUUUACCAUGUGUAUAACAUAUUUUUUCAUUAAAGCCAAUGUAAAAUCAUAAAAUGGACAGAAGAAAACUGUAAAAAACAAAAAGUCAGAUGACAUAUUUUUAAAAAAACAAAUAAA
Octopus sinensis (East Asian common octopus) is the source of this 3335-nucleotide messenger RNA. Its product is annotated as ras-related and estrogen-regulated growth inhibitor. Gene Ontology annotation, molecular function: GTP binding; GTPase activity. The record is from RefSeq and is a predicted model, not a curated record. Lineage: Eukaryota; Metazoa; Mollusca; Cephalopoda; Octopoda; Octopodidae. The transcript has 4 exons. The coding region runs from base 2262 to 2939 and encodes 225 amino acids.